AUGCUGGCGAUGGUCGAAGCGAGGGUCCAAGCCAAUGGAGUCGAUCCUGAUGGGCCCAGCGCAAAGGCCCACCGCUGGCCCACGAAGAAGACCGCCUCCGGGGACGUCAACUCCCCUGCGCCGCCGCAAGCCGUAGCGGGCCCCUCCACGGCUGCGGCGGUUACGACGGCAUCGACGGCAAGAAGACGCCAGGACCGGCGGAGAGAGACGCCGAAACAAAAGCCCCAAAAGGGGAAGAAGAACGGACCGCCUGCAGCCCAACCCGCUCCAGAGCCCCGCGUGCUGCCGCCAGCCCCGGCUAAUGGACACGCCGUGGGUCGAGGUGGCCAGAAGAAAGAAAAAGGGAAAGCCGGCAGCAGCGCCAACAAACAUCACACAGCCGCCGAAACCGACGCGCCGGAAGGAGCCGAAACUGCGGCCGCCUCGUUCUGCGGCCGUGACUCGGACUCAAGUGGGAGCGGCUCCACCGUACGAAGCAAGAAACUUUGGAGGAGGAACUCGCGCUCAAGGCACAGUCUGUCGCAAUUCACCAGCGACACCGAUGAACCGGCGCCGAAGACGCAGGCGAUCGACGGCAGAAUGAGAGGACGCCCGCCCUCAGUCGGCAAAUAUGUCGGCUUGAGGAAAGCUCAGCUCGAGCGGGAUAAGCUCCAGCGCGAGGAGGCGAAGAAGAAGGCCGACAAGGAGCUGGAGGACCGGCUCCAUUUUGUCAAGUCGCCGAUCCUUCCCAAGGAAGACACCGAAGAGGACCGACCCGUGCUGAGGGAAGACCUAAGACAGUGUGUCCAGGUAGUACGCACAACAGUGAGGAAAUCUGGCAACCUCAAAGGUACUUCCCAGAAGGCACUAAACUGGGUCACGAACAAAAUUGCCAGGUACGUAGACCAACCUGAGUCCGCUGCAAUCGCUCUUCUCGAGAGCGAGGAAAUAAAAGAAGUGGCAGGAGAAUUGUGCCCGGCUCGAGGCAAACAUGAAGACCAUCCAGGAGGAGAAUACAGCUCUGAAACGACGCCUCGAAGAGCUGGAAGCGGCCGCCAAAGGGCCAACAACAGAAGAGAUGCUGGCGAUGGUCGAAGCGAGGGUCCAAGCCCGAAUGGAAUCGAUCCUAAUGGGCCCAGCGCAACGACCGCCGCUGGCACACGAGAGAAGACCACUCCCGGGGAUGUCCAACUCCCAGUGAGCGAUGGGUUUGUUGGUGGAACCCACGCCAAGCCGAGGAAGGAGAAAGGAAAAGGGAGGGAAAAAGACGGCCCAGCCUGCUCCGGCCCCCGCUCCUGCCCCCACUAUCCCUACUCCCAUCGCUGGGCCUUCCAGUGCCCCGCCGCAAGCCAUAGCGGGCCCUUCUACUGCGGCGGUUUCCACACCUGCGAUGGCGCCAGCAACCGCGAGAAGACGAGAAAAGAGCGCCGCGCCUGCAAAGAAACCGGCACCAGGCUCCAAGCCGAAGAAGGGCGGAAGAAAAGAGCCGGCAGUUCAACCCGCGCCCAAGGGCGUCCUCACGGACGCACAGAAUCGCGUGGACCUCACCGGAUUGGAUAUCUCGAGGCUAAAGCCGAAGUUCACGGCCACGGGCGCCCCGGAUUUCCGGAAUCCGGGGCUGAGGAGGCGGAGUUCGGGGGGCGAAAGCCCACUGAUGGCGAAGUAGAGAAGGAGAACACGGGCGCGAAGCCCAUGGAGGUGGCAACUGAAUUCGUACGGCCUCCGAGCUUAGACUCGGACUCAACGACACCGACGAACCAGCGCCAAAAGUCGCAAACGACUGACAGCAGAGGGAGAGGACGCCCGCCCUCAGUCGGCAAAUAUGUCGGCUUGAGGAAAGCUCAGCUCGAGAGGGAUAAGCUCCAACGCGAAGAAGCGAAGAAGAGGGCCGACAAGGAGCUGGAGGACCGGCUCCAUUUCGUCAAGUCGCCGAUCCUUCCCAAGGCAUCAGAGACCGAAGAUGAGGACCGACCCGUGCUGAGGGAAGACCUAAGACAGUGUGUCCAGGUAGUACGAACAACAGUGAGGAAAUCUGGCAACCUCAAAGGCACUUCCCAGAAGGCAUUAAACUGGGUCACUAACAAAAUUGCCAGGUACGUAGACCAACCCGAGUCCGCUGUAAUCGCUCUUCUCGAGAGCGAGACAAAGAAGUGGCAGGAGAAUUGUGCCCGGCUCGAGGCAAACAUGAAGGUAAUACAGGAGGAGAAUACAGCUCUGAAACGACGCCUCGAAGAGCUAGAGGCGGCCGCCAAAGGGCCGUCUACAGAGGAGAUGCUGGCGAUGGUCGAAGCGAGGGUCCAAGCCCGGAUGGAAUCUAUCCUUAUGGGCCCGGCGCAACGGCCGCCGCUGGCACACGAGAAGAAGACCACUCCCAUAGAUGUUGAACUCCCAGUGAGCGACGGUUAUGUUGGAGGAACCCACGCCAAGCCGAGGAAGGAGAAAGGAAAAGGGAGGGGAAAAAAGACGGCCCAGCCCGCUCAGGCUCCCACUCCUGCCCCCACUAUCCCCGCUCCCAUUGCUGGGCCUUCCAGCGCUCCGCCGCAAGCCGUAGCGGGCCCUUCUACAGCGGCGGCGUCGACACCCGCGAUGGCGCCAGCAACCGUGAGAAGACGAGAGAAGAGCGCUGCGCCUGCAAAGAAGCCAGCACCAGGCUCCAAGCCGAAGAAGGGCGGAAGAAAAGAGCCGGCAGUUCAACCCGCGCCGGAGCCCCGUCCGCUGCCGCCGGCCCCUGCCUCAAUGGAGACGCCAUGGGUCGAGGUGGCCAGAAGGAAGAAGAAGGGGAAGACGACAGCAGCGCCAACAACAACCAGCGUGCAGCCGCCAAAACCUUCGCGCCGGAAGGAACCCAAACUGCGGCCGCCACGAUCUGCGGCCGUGGUAAUAUCGUUGACACCGGCAGCCAUGGCAAAGGGUCUGACGUACAAGGGCGUCCUCACGGACGCACAGAAUCGCGUGGACCUCACCGGAUUGGAUAUAUCGAGGUUAAAGCCGAAGUUCACGGCCACGGGCGCCCCGAUGUACGAGGUGCCCGGGGCCAAUUCGGAGGAGAGGGCCAACUCCUUUGCCGCAGAGGGCUGA
Molecule: messenger RNA, 3057 nt
Organism: Manduca sexta (tobacco hornworm)
Lineage: Eukaryota; Metazoa; Arthropoda; Insecta; Lepidoptera; Sphingidae
Product: actin cytoskeleton-regulatory complex protein PAN1-like
Exons: 5
Coding region: 1-3057 (1018 amino acids)
Source: RefSeq, a predicted model, not a curated record